Molecule: messenger RNA, 1280 nt
Organism: Stylophora pistillata
Lineage: Eukaryota; Metazoa; Cnidaria; Anthozoa; Scleractinia; Pocilloporidae
Product: ras-related protein Rap-2b
Biological process (GO): signal transduction
Cellular component (GO): membrane
Molecular function (GO): GTP binding; GTPase activity
Source: RefSeq, a predicted model, not a curated record
CAUAAUAAGGUUUUACAUUAUUCAGACUAGCGAUACUUGGUGUGGGUGAGAAGUUCGUCAUUGCACGGCACUUAAAUUCAGUGAGACAAUUCAGUAAGUAUCCGAUGAACUUCACCAAAAUCGUAGUUUCCCAAGUCUGUUAAGGACACAUGUGGCGCUUUUGAGCAGCCUCUACCCAGUGGAAUUGUUUGGUUUCAAAUUGUCGGUGCCAUAUAUCAUAUUCUCCUGUGAAUCACUAUGAACUUGAAAGAGUACAAAGUCGUCGUUUUGGGUUCAGGUGGAGUUGGAAAAAGUGCACUUACAGUGAAGUUUGUCACAGGACAAUUUGUUGAAAAGUAUGACCCAACUAUAGAGGAUUUCUACCGAAAGGAGAUCGACGUUGACCACAAUCCCUCCAUAUUAGAAAUUUUAGACACUGCCGGCACUGAACAGUUCGCUUCCAUGAGGGAUUUGUACAUAAAAAAUGGUCAAGGGUUUCUUUUAAUAUAUUCUCUUUUAAACCGGCAAACGUUCACUGAUUUAAAGCCCAUGAGGGAUCAGAUACUGCGUGUGAAAAAUGCAGACAGUGUGCCACUGAUACUUGUUGGAAAUAAAAGUGACAUAUUUGACGAACGAGAAGUAUCUGCAAACGAAGCGAAGCUUCUAGCGGAAGAAUGGGGCUGUCCGCACUUUGAAACCUCUGCGAAGAACAACACCAAUGUUGACGAGGUAUUCACCGAGAUUGUUAGACGAAUGAAAACCACACAGAAAAGUUCUUCGAGUAAACGAGGUUGUUGUGUUGUUCUUUAACGGUCAUAGACACGUCGUCCAAGCGUCGCAGUCAAGUUUGGUAAGACAACAUAUAAUUCAAUUCGUCUUUAUCGUGGAAAAAGUGUGUGGACGUUAGGAGUCAGGAGUUAACCACAUAAUUUGCUGAUACACGAAUACAGGAGGUGGAAUAACUGUGAAGGACGCCAUAAUGUAAACUUUUUAGAGUAAGAGUGUCAAUUCUUUUCUUAUAUAUUUUUUUUAAUGUAAAUGACUUUUAAAAGAAUAGUUUCGAUGCACGUUUCUGAUAUUUUGUCAAUACGAACUAGUAGUUGCUUUCGCGAUUUUUGUAUGCAGGUCGUUUUGUUAUCAAAAGUUUGGGUCUGAUGUGAGUCUGAUCCGAGAGAACCAAAGUUUAACGGAUGUGUUCGAGUCCAUUAAUUUGGAAGUGUACGAGAGAAAAUACCUUUACCCACUAAUAACAUUACUGUAACGUAUGAAGUUUUUAAAUAAAAUUACACUAGGGAAGUUUU